AUGAGUGGUGAGAUGAAUGUCCCUACUGUAGGAGUGAAUCACGAAACAACGUCUAUUAAUAAGACUACAGCCGGUCAACUAGAUAAUAAUAUUGAAGCUAAUAACCUCUCUAACGGUAUAACUACGCCAGAUCUGUUGAAAAGAACCUCACUAGGUGAGAUAGUCAAUGUUUCUGAAGGGAAGACUAAUGAGAAUUGUAUCAAUACUCCUAAUGCACAUGGAUCUCUUUCAUUGCAUAAUAAAACAUUGACAUUGCAAGAUAUACUAGAUCAUUCAACAAAUGGUAUAGCAAACAAGAAUAUUGAUCAAAUACCUGGGAUAUUCCUUCGUAUGCCCAGAAUUGAUGCGAUUAAGCCAGGUUCGACUAUUGAAAAUAGUGAAGGUUUAGUACAGGAUAAGAAUAACCUUUCCAACCAUGACUUCAUGAAGGAAAGCGGCACAAAGGAGAACUCGAAUGAUAACAAUGGAUCUAAAUCAGCAAAUGACAUGAUUUCAAUCCCUAGUAGUAACCAGUCAACGGCAACUGUUAAAAUGUUUCAAAGAAUGGAUGAGUUAAGUGUUAGAAUGAUCGCAAUGGAGGAAAUGCUACACACGUUAUGCAAUACUGUAAACCAUCAAAAUACAAUUAUCAUGAAUCUUGAAAGCCAAAGUAGCAAGAAUUACAAGAGUAUUAAUAAUUCGUUAGAUAAGAUCAACAACGAACUUCAAUUUAACAAACUCACAAAUAACGAUAACUCCUCCAAUCCCCAUCAAGAUGCAUUUGUUACAGAUAUGUUGAAUUCUAUAACGAACGUCAGUAGUAAAUAUUUGAGAAAUAUAAAGAACAGAUCUGAUAAUAUCACUGAAAGACCGCCGACGACAAAUUUACCAAUCAAUACUUCACAAAGUGAAUUAGAUGCCCCAACAUCUAAUUCAACUUCUGACUUAAAAUAUAAAAAUAAUUUACCAAACAAUCAUACAAAUACACAUGAAAUAAACAAUAGUAGAUAUAUGCAUCAAUCGAAGAGUUACUCUAAUAUUAAUUCAUAUAUCAAUUCUCAAACUACUAAUAAUGAUCAUCAGAAAUUGAAGAAUUCACACUUGAAAAGCAAUAUCGCACCUUUUAAACAUAAUAAUAUUUCGUCUACCUUCACAUUAAACCCCAAUGGUAUAAAAAAGAGAAAAAAUGUUCAUGUUAGCAAUAGUAUCAAUGAUUUGUUUCUACUUGGAAAUUCACAAUUUAACCUUCUUAAUAAUAUCCCAAAUAAUAUUCCUAAUAACUUGUAUAAAAUGGACACAACUGGUAAUAACCCUUCUAUCAAUGGAAUGGGCAAUACCAACGUUGAAAACGCUGCGCCAACAACUGAGAAUGGUGCUCUAGUGGGAACGGGGGGUUUAAACCCAACUAAUUCAGCGAGUCUUCCGAAUCUGACGCUUGAGAGCGCAGAAUUAUCACAUUUAUUGAAGCCAAAUACUAUUAAUAACAUCCAUAAUGAAUUAGAAGCAUUUCAAGAUGACCCACAGCAGGCAAAUUCAAGCGCUUCCAAACCGUCUGAAGUAAUUACAAAUGAUGUGGCCAGACUAACAUCUAUUAUGGAUAAACCUGAAUUUGUUGCUUCAAGAGAUAGCACAGGUACUAUAAAACGUAGUUACGGUUUACUCUCAGCAGAUGACCAUGAAGUUGACGAUGAAGUUGAUGAAGGAUAUGAUGAAGAUGAUGAUGGUUAUCAGGAAGAUAAUGAUGAUGACAACGAAAAUGACAAUGACAAUGACAAUGACAAUGACAAUGAGAACGACAAUGGUAAUAGUGACGAGAAUGGUGAAUCUAAUACAAGUGAAAUUAAGAAACCGAAUACGAUGAAAAGGCUGAACCGUGGUAAAUUGAAUAAGACUGGAAAUUCUGGGUAUAAUGGGUUUAACAAAGUUAGCGCCAAUAAAGAGCUUGAUAUUGAGAAUAAAAGAUAUAGUUUGCUGAAAGCACCAAAUAGUGUAAGAACAAUAUGGGAGGAGUAUGUUCAUGGGAUUAAUGGCGAACCCGCGAUUAAGGACUUAGAAGAAGAAUUUGGAAGUAAAUGGAGGAAAACUAAAAAUCGGAAGACUUUCGCUAGAAGAAAGAGAUUAUACAAAUUUAUUCUUAAGGGAAUUGAGAAUGGAAAAACUUCUGAGGAAAUGAUUUCUAUAUUAGAGAAUCGCCGUUUAUAUAAAGAUGAUAAAGGUAAUCUAAAAAGAAGAACUAUUGGUUGGUUACAACAAAGUUUAUCGGGUAUCUGA
This is a messenger RNA of Tetrapisispora phaffii CBS 4417, 2250 nucleotides long. RefSeq names its product transcription activator GCR1-like domain-containing protein. NCBI's taxonomy places the organism in Eukaryota, Fungi, Ascomycota, Saccharomycetes, Saccharomycetales, Saccharomycetaceae. Gene Ontology annotation, biological process: positive regulation of ribosomal protein gene transcription by RNA polymerase II. Gene Ontology annotation, molecular function: DNA-binding transcription factor activity, RNA polymerase II-specific; RNA polymerase II cis-regulatory region sequence-specific DNA binding. The coding region runs from base 1 to 2250 and encodes 749 amino acids. The record is from RefSeq and is a predicted model, not a curated record. The transcript has a single exon.